CGGAUCUGAGUUGCUUCCGCCUUUUCAAGUGACACAGAGGAGGCUGGCAGGUCGAACCUGUCUUACGUCGGGAGCUCCUCGCGUCGCCACCUGAGUUCGGCCGGCUCCUCUCGAACUAGUGCACAACUCGAGGUCCAGCAGGUGCCAGAGUGCCAAACGCGGUCCGAUCAGGAAGUGAAGCCCAGCAGGUGCCGCUCGAACCGGAGGAGUCCGAACGAAGCUUUAGAAGAGGCCGGCAGGUGCCGGGCGGCACGAGCCCACAAGCUUUCCUUGCAGGUUUCCUCACAUCUCGUCCAGCACCAUGAGGCUGCUGUCCAGGAGGCGUCUUGGGUCUCUCAAAGUGGCCCUGGUGGUGGUGUUCUUCAUGGUGGUGGUGGUCAUCCUUCAGAGGGACGUUGGCAGGGCCAGCGGCGAGGAGCCGUGGCUGAGCAACCUGGCCAACAGGAAAGAGAAAAUGCUGGACAUGAUGAUGGGGGCGGUCAACAACCUGAGGGACUCGCUGCAGAUCAAAGCACCCGAGCAGCCACUGGUGCCCUCGGCCAUCGUGGAGGAGCAGCGAUGCGCGCCUGGCGUCUACACCGAGGCAGAGCUGCGCCCCCUGGUGGAGAGGCCCGUUCAGGAUCCCAGCAGCCCCGGCGCGGAUGGCAGAGGGUUCAAGCAGGACUCGAUGAACGCGGCGGAGCAGGCGGAGAAGGACAAAGGCAUGGAGAAGCAUUGCUUUAACCAGUACGCCAGUGACCGAAUCUCACUGCACCGCAGCCUGGGGCUGGACACCCGGCCACCUGAGUGCAUCGAUCAGAAGUUCAAGCGCUGCCCUCCGCUACCCACCACUAGCGUCAUCAUAGUGUUCCACAACGAGGCCUGGUCCACCUUGCUGAGGACCGUCUACAGCGUCCUGCACACGUCUCCGGCCACCCUGCUCAAGGAGAUCAUCCUGGUGGACGACGCCAGCACAGAUGACCACCUGAAGGCGCGGCUCGAGGAGUAUGUGAAGAAGCUGCAGAUCGUCCGGGUGGUGCGGCAGCCGGAGAGGAAGGGGUUAAUCACGGCCCGCCUGCUGGGGGCGCGCGUGGCCACGGCUGAGGUGCUCACCUUCCUGGAUGCCCACUGUGAGUGCUUUCACGGCUGGCUGGAGCCCCUGCUGGGUCGCAUUGCUGAGGAGCCCACCGCCGUAGUCAGCCCGGACAUCACCACCAUCGACCUGAAUACCUUCGAGUUCUCCAAGCCUGUCAGCCACGGGCGCCACCACAACCGGGGCAACUUUGACUGGAGUCUGACCUUUGGCUGGGAGGGCAUCCCCGAGCAUGAGAAGCAGCGGCGCAAAGAUGAGACCUACCCCAUUAAGACGCCCACCUUCGCUGGGGGCUUAUUUGCCAUCAGCAAGUCCUACUUUGAGCACAUUGGCACAUACGAUGACCAGAUGGAGAUCUGGGGGGGUGAAAACGUGGAGAUGUCUUUCAGGGUUUGGCAGUGUGGAGGGCAGCUGGAGAUCAUCCCGUGCUCGGUGGUUGGGCACGUCUUCCGCACCAAAAGCCCCCACAGCUUCCCGAAGGGCACCCAGGUGAUCACCCGCAACCAGGUGCGGCUGGCCGAGGUCUGGAUGGAUGAGUACAAGGAGAUCUACUACCGGCGCAACAGCAACGCGGCCAAGAUGGCCAAAGAGAAGGACUAUGGCAACAUCUCGGCCCGUCUGCAGCUUAAGGAGCGGCUGCAUUGUAAGAGCUUCAGCUGGUACCUGCAGACCGUGUACCCAGAGGCCUUUGUGCCAGACCUGACGCCCACCCUGUACGGAGCGAUUAGAAACCAAGGAAGCCAAGUGUGUCUGGACGCUGGGGAGAAGAACCAUGGGGGCAAACCCCUGAUCAUGUAUGGCUGCCAUGGCAUGGGGGGUAACCAGUAUUUCGAGUACACGUCCCACAACGAGCUGCGUCACAACAUCGGCAAGGAGCUGUGCCUCCACACCAGCAAGGGCACCCUCACGCUUGAGCUGUGCCAUCUGAAAGGUCCAGGAACCAAAGUGGCAGCCGAACAGCUGUGGGAACUGCAAAAAGACUCCCUGGUGAAGAAUCCGGCUUCAGGGCUCUGUCUGACGGUGAGCGAUGGGAAGCCAGCCGUGGCAUCGUGUAACCCAGCGGACUCGCUUCAGCACUGGACAUUCAGUUGAACCCGAGUUCCUGGACCCACCUUCACAAGGGACUGCGGUGAAAAGGUGCCAUCUGUCUCGUUGCCAGCUGAAAAGGAGACAAGGGUGCAACAGGGGGCUCAGUGCCUCCCAGCAGGACACCACAGGAGAGGGAGAACAGACCGCCCAAGAGCACUGGCGCCAACUGUUAUGAGGAUGGGCACCACGUGCCUACUAAUCGUCUAGACUGGGGGGAGACUCUCUUAACUUAUUCUUCUUUUUGGGAUCAGGAGGGGACCACUUUGCUUAAUAAACUCUGGGUCCAGAAA
Polypterus senegalus (gray bichir) is the source of this 2451-nucleotide messenger RNA. RefSeq names its product polypeptide N-acetylgalactosaminyltransferase 6-like. NCBI's taxonomy places the organism in Eukaryota, Metazoa, Chordata, Cladistia, Polypteriformes, Polypteridae. The coding region runs from base 302 to 2164 and encodes 620 amino acids. The transcript is spliced from 11 exons. The record is from RefSeq and is a predicted model, not a curated record. Gene Ontology annotation, cellular component: Golgi apparatus.